Messenger RNA from Cyphellophora attinorum, 480 nucleotides. RefSeq lists its product as uncharacterized. The transcript has a single exon. The coding region runs from base 1 to 480 and encodes 159 amino acids. The record is from RefSeq and is a predicted model, not a curated record. Lineage: Eukaryota; Fungi; Ascomycota; Eurotiomycetes; Chaetothyriales; Cyphellophoraceae.
AUGGACAAGAGUGGCAAGGACAAGGGAAGCAAUGCCGGUGCUGACACCAAAGGUGGAGCGAGUCCUUCACGCAUGGCCUCCUCCAACGCCGACGCGAGCUCUGCGAGGUCUGGUAAUGGCUCCAGUGCGAACAAAGUUGGAUACAAGUCCAACACCUCACAUUCCGGUUCGGGACACGGCACCAAGUCCAACACUCCUGCCUCCGCCUCUUCGCCCGGCAAAGACGCCAACAACAACGCGUCUUCCACAUCUGCUUCCGCAAACAACGCCAACAAAGGAGCGAGCCCAAAUAGCAACACCAUUCUGGUCACUCCAGUCGAUCAGAUCAUCCAACCACCUACCUCGCCGCCUGGUACGCCGAGACACCCAUCUCGGUUUCCUAGGCAUGGUAGUGUGAACCGAGAUGGUGAUAAGUGGCGCGAGAAGGCAGAAAGAGUGCAGAAGGAGGGAAAGGAGAUCAGACGCGGUUCACCAAGGUAG